AAUCAAAUCAAAUGUCAACUUGAUUUGUAUCAAAACUAAAGGGAGAAUUUGGUUUUUGAAAACCUAAAUCUAUUUUCAUCUUGAAUUUGUGAUAUUGUUAAAACAAUUAAAAUGGCUAUGUUUCCUGGAACCGUUGCUUUUGAUGAAUUUGGGCGUCCAUUUAUAAUUUUAAGGGACCAAGAAAAUCAAAAACGUCUAACCGGUACAGAUGCCAUAAAGUCACAUAUUCAAGCUGCUCAACAAAUAGCCAGCAUUUUACGCACAUCUCUUGGUCCUCGUGGACUUGAUAAGAUGAUGGUGUCAUCUGAUGGAGAAGUCACAGUCACCAAUGAUGGAGCUACGAUUUUGAAGCUGAUGGAUGUGGAGCAUCAGAUUGGUAAACUCAUGGUACAGCUGUCCCAGAGUCAGGAUGAUGAGAUUGGUGAUGGUACCACUGGAGUUGUGGUUUUAGCUGGUGCACUUUUGGAACAAGCCGCGAUCUUGAUUGACAAAGGUAUUCAUCCAAUUCGUAUUGCGGAUGGGUUUGAGAUGGCUUCAGCAACUGCAUUGGCACACUUAGAAUCCAUCAGUGAGGCAUUCCCAGUGAAUAAGGACACUAGAGAGCAUCUUAUCAAAGUUGCUAUGACAACCCUUGGCAGUAAGGUUGUUGUGAAAUGUCACCGAUUGAUGGCGGAAAUUGCUGUUGAUGCUGUGCUGACUGUGGCUGAUCUAGAGAAGAGGGAUGUUAAUUUUGAACUGAUCAAAGUUGAGGGUAAAGUUGGAGGGCGUAUGGAGGACUCAAUGCUUGUGAGGGGUGUUGUUAUUGACAAAACUAUGAGCCACCCGCAAAUGCCAAAAAUGUUGAAGGAUGUGAAAUUAGCAAUUUUGACAUGCCCAUUUGAGCCACCUAAACCUAAGACCACACACAAGUUGCAUGUUGGCUCAGUUGAGGAAUACAGAGAGCUGCGUCAGUAUGAACAAGAGAAGUUCUUGGAGAUGGUGCGCAGAGUGAAAGACACAGGUGCAACGCUAGCCAUUUGUCAGUUUGGUUUCGAUGAUGAGGCAAACCACUUGCUACUGUCACAAGGUCUGCCCGCUGUGCGCUGGGUGCAUGGACCCGAAAUGGAACUUAUUGCGAUCGCCACCGGCGGCCGUAUCGUGCCCCGCUUUGAGGAGCUUACACCAGACAAACUUGGUUCAUGUGGACUUGUGAGAGAACUUACAUUUGGUACAUCCAAGGACGAGAUGUUGGUUAUUGAACAGUGUUCAAACUCUCGGGCGGUAACAGCUUUAGUGCGGGGUGGCAACCGCAUGAUAGUGGACGAGGCCAAGCGCUCAGUGCACGACGCAUUGUGCAUCGUACGAAGUCUGGUGCAGGACUCCCGUGUGGUGUACGGUGGAGGCGCUGCAGAGAUCUCCUGCUCGCUGGCGGUGGCGCGCGCUGCGGAGAAGUUGUCCUCGCUCGACCAGUACUCGUACAGGGGCUUUGCUGAUGCACUCGAGUCUAUACCUCUAGCGUUAGCGGAGAACAGUGGUCUUUCACCGAUCGAUACACUAUCGGAGGUGAAGGCGCGCCAAGUGUCGGAGAACAACAGCAAUCUCGGUGUUGAUUGUAUGGGCACAGGUUCAAAUGACAUGAAGGCAAUGAAUGUAAUAGAGUCAUUACACUCUAAGAAGCAGCAGAUCGCGCUCGCUACUCAACUCGUUAAGAUGAUUCUGAAGAUUGAUGAUGUACGCUCACCAGCUGACGGAAUGCAGUAAACUUAAAUAUUUACUGUGUUUUGAUCCAACUGUAUGGAGAGUUGUAUGUGAAUAAUGCUAUAUAAAACUGGGAUGUGUUGCUAAUCUGUUAGGUUGCAGUACAGAAACAUUUACGAAAAUGUAUGUUUUCAAAGAAAUAAUUUUUUAAUGUAAUGUUUUUGGCUAUGAAAUGCUCAUAAACUA
This is a messenger RNA of Papilio machaon (common yellow swallowtail), 1923 nucleotides long. RefSeq names its product T-complex protein 1 subunit epsilon (gene CCT5). The transcript is spliced from 10 exons. Gene Ontology annotation, molecular function: ATP binding; ATP-dependent protein folding chaperone; ATP hydrolysis activity. Gene Ontology annotation, biological process: protein folding. Lineage: Eukaryota; Metazoa; Arthropoda; Insecta; Lepidoptera; Papilionidae. The record is from RefSeq and is a predicted model, not a curated record. Gene Ontology annotation, cellular component: chaperonin-containing T-complex. The coding region runs from base 112 to 1740 and encodes 542 amino acids.